AUGGCUCCGCUGCGUACCUCAAGGCGCCGCUUCGUUCGCGUCUUGACAGGUGCUGCGCUGGCGCUGCUGGCGCUGAGAGCGCUCAGCUUCGUUGCUCCUCGAGAAUCUGGCCUGUCUGCGCCUGCGCCCCUGACCCGGCGCCACGCAGUGGAGGCGCCUAUGGACGAUGGCCCGGCGGACGAUGGGCGAGUCCUAGACGGUUCCGGGAUCGUGGGUUCAGUUGGCGCGCUGGUGCUGGCCAUUGCGGUGCUCCCUUAUGUGGCUCUGAGCAUCUACAGCGCCGUCCAGCUGGCGACGCAGGGCCAGGCCAUUGCGCCGGUCGUGGCGAACGGCACCCUGGCGCCAACGGGCGUUCUCGGCCUCGGUGAAGGCGUGGGCGUCUUGGUUGUCUUCGGCGUGUCGUUGUGGUCCAUCCUCUCGCUGGUGAUCCGCGGAGCGGGGCUCCCUGCGGGCCCAUUUAGCGUCCUCGGCCUCACGCAGACCCUCUCCUUCGUCGGCGCCCUGGCUUUUGCAGCGGCCGGUGUCCUGAACGGCCUCGGGGAGGACAAUCCGGUUCGCGGCAUCAGUCUGGGAGCAACCCCCGCGCAGCUUCAGCAAGUGGCUUCCAAGAGCGGCAAGCUCUUCUCGAAGUCCGCGGAAGAGGUGGUGCGCUUGACGGCAGAGCCGCGGGCCGAGCUGGAGGCAAAGUUGAAGGAGGUGGAGGAGCAGGCUUCGACUGAGUUGGCCAAGACUCCGGCGGGCAAGGUGAAACUCCCAGAUGUGAAGCUCCCGGACGUGAAGCUCCCGGAUGUGAAAACGCCCGACGUCAAGCUGCCCGAUGUCAAGAUGCCGGACGUCAAGAUGCCCGACGUCAAGCUCCCCGAGUUCAAGAUGCCGGACAUCAAGAUGCCCGACGUCAAGAUGCCGGCCUUCAAGGUCCCCGAAUUGAAGGCGCCGGGGAAGGCGUCGCCGGCGGCACCGGCGCCUGAGGUCCAAGAAGCUCCAGCAACACAGGCGACGGCAACGGAGGAGGACCUUUUUGAUUGA
Molecule: messenger RNA, 1026 nt
Organism: Symbiodinium natans
Lineage: Eukaryota; Dinophyceae; Suessiales; Symbiodiniaceae
Source: the annotation of a GenBank genome assembly